AUGGCCACGAAAUGGAGGGAUUUCAGCGCAAAUGUCCACAAGCUGGAGAUAUUCGAAGGCAUUCUGCAAGAGCAAGAUCGAAUGUUGCGAAUUGGCAUCGAAGAAAACUACAUUGCCUGCCGAUUGCUGGAGCAAGAAGCUGAGGACAAGAAGCAGAAGCGUGAAGAUGUUGGUACAAAGCUUGCAAAUAUCGAGAAGAAGAAGGCAGCCUUGAUGCGAGGAGAAUCUGUCAAUGUCGACGAGGACGAUCCGCUUCUGGGACUGGAGACCAAGAGAAGGAGCAUUUCGCGUACGAUUGACAACGAGGCUGGAAAUGAGUCUGCGAGCCAGGAAGACGAUGCCACACAGUCCGAGAAGGAAGCCUCCGUGUUCAGCAAUCCAGAUGACGAAGACUUUGAUGCGAGCUGCAGCGACAAUGACGGCGCUCGUAGAAAGCACGCCCGUCGCGACAGUCACACUGCCGCACUCCAAAACGUCCAUAAGAAGUUCCCUACAGUGCUUCUUAUCGACGACGUCUGGGUCGAGGUGUCCUGCGCAGAGUGCGGGAUCAACGCAUCUUCACGCAACGGCUUCUUCAAGGCGAUUUCUGGGUUCCGUUACCAUCACAACAGGAAGCAUACAGGUGUUGCUUACGAAGGGCUUGGCUUUUGCAAGAGACGUGUGGUCAGCGAGGCUGAUGUGCAGAACAUGAAGAGCGGCCGUGAGCCUGACGAGGUACCCAUUGCGCGCAAGACCGCGCCGAAGAGGAUCGGGCACUAG
Cercospora beticola is the source of this 759-nucleotide messenger RNA. RefSeq lists its product as uncharacterized. Lineage: Eukaryota; Fungi; Ascomycota; Dothideomycetes; Mycosphaerellales; Mycosphaerellaceae. The record is from RefSeq and is a predicted model, not a curated record.